UUCCACUAAAUUCCUAUGCAUGCACAUGAUGCAGCCCACAAGUUUAAAAAGCGCCCCCACACACAACUGAACCAAUUGCUCACCUGCCUACCACUGACUAGUGCCUCAAGAAUCCUCAAUGUGUCCUCUCUUUUCACUCUUCAUUCUACACAUGAUAACCGGCGCCACUGCGCACUCCGCCACGGUUAUUACUCGGAAACCUGCCCGAAAGCUAAAUCCAUUGUCCAGGAUGUCAUGAAGGUGGCUUUGAUUCAAGAGCCAUGGAGUCUUGCUUCAGUCAUGCGCUUACAGUUCCACGAUUGCUUUGUCAAUGGUUGUGAUGCUUCAUUGUUGCUUGACGACACACCAACCAUGCUAGGAGAAAAACUAGCCCUUGCAAACAUUAAUUCACUGAGAUCUUAUGAAGUUGUUGACCAAGUGAAAGAAGCCUUGGAGAAGGUGUGUCCGGGAGUUGUUUCUUGCGCAGACAUUAUAAUCAUGGUGUCUAGAGAUGCUGUUUCUCUGACAGGGGGCCCUUACUGGGAAGUGAAGUUGGGAAGAUUGGAUAGCUUAACAGCAAGAAAAGAAGACUCAGACAACGUUAUGCCAAGUCCAAGAUCCAAUGCGACAUUCCUCAUUGGCCUGUUUGCCAAAUUUAAUCUCUCUGUCAAAGACCUUGUUGCGCUUUCGGGGUCACACUCUAUUGGCAAAGCUCGGUGCUUUUCCAUCAUAUUUCGGCUGUACAACCAAUCCGGAAGUGGCCGGCCAGACCCUGCCAUUGAUCCAAAGUUUAGACAAAAGCUAGACAGGCUUUGCCCAUUAAACGUGGACCAAAACAUUACCGGAGACCUUGAUGCUACGACUGUAAAGUUUGAUAACCAGUACUUCAGGGACUUGGUUGCCGGAAGAGGGUUUCUGAACUCGGAUCAAACGCUUUUCACGUUUCCGGAGACGAGGGAAUUUGUGAAGCUGUUCAGCAUUGAUCAAGGUGAAUUUUUCAAGGCUUUUGUGAAGGGCAUGAUAAAGAUGGGUGACUUGACGGUGGAUCAGCCUGGGGAAGUACGAAAAAAUUGCAGGGUGGUUAAUAGUCAUUCUUCUAAAUUUCCAAUGCAUCCUAGCUAGGGUUCUUGAAGAGAACGGACAGUUGUAAAAGACUUAAUGUUCCAUUUCCAUUGAGGACACCUUUGAUGUUAUGUAUGAAUCAGAUUUUACUAACGGCAUGGCUUAUGUCAUUUGAUUAGGAAAAAUGAGACUUUGGAUGCGGUCCAUAGUUAUGAAUAUUCUUUUAUU
Malus domestica (apple) is the source of this 1269-nucleotide messenger RNA. RefSeq names its product peroxidase 17-like. Gene Ontology annotation, biological process: hydrogen peroxide catabolic process; response to oxidative stress. NCBI's taxonomy places the organism in Eukaryota, Viridiplantae, Streptophyta, Magnoliopsida, Rosales, Rosaceae. Gene Ontology annotation, molecular function: peroxidase activity; heme binding. The record is from RefSeq and is a predicted model, not a curated record.